Messenger RNA from Nematocida major, 1557 nucleotides. RefSeq lists its product as uncharacterized. The record is from RefSeq and is a predicted model, not a curated record. NCBI's taxonomy places the organism in Eukaryota, Fungi, Microsporidia. The transcript has a single exon. The coding region runs from base 1 to 1557 and encodes 518 amino acids.
AUGUCUGGAGAAAAAAGAAGAGAACGGUAUCGCCGUAGAAAAGGCCGCAGGCCAUAUGAAAGAAGGCCGUACGGACAUUCGCAGGAAGAGCGAUAUUUUGUGCCGUACGAAAGCAACAGAAGAACUCCGUGGGAAAAUACCCCGCAGAGACGCCCCCGCGAGAGAGACGCACUCGCGAGCGAGCACAUCCAGAGAAGAGAUGCAGCCCGGAAUGGGGCGCAGAUGGAGAAAUGCUCGCGGGAGAAGGAAGGACCCGAGAUCGCAGUCCACGCAGAAGCACCUCUUCAGCCCGCUCCAAAGAGCGAGUCCCUGGAAGAGGCCGACGUCGAGGAGUACGUGAGCAUAGAGGAGAUAAACGACCUGUCCGUGGACUACAGCCGAGCAAGCCUGCAAAAAGAGGAGAGGGAAAGUCCGGGGGAGAGGGAAAGAGAAAGUUCGGGGGAGGAGGAGAAAUUCCCCAGCGGAGCCAUCGAGAAAGAAGUUGGCCUGAGCGCGCCCCGAGAAGAAGCCGCCCCAAGCGUAUAUACGUACUUGAUGGCGAAGUACAGGGUGGAGCAGGAGGAGACAAAAAGACUCGCGGAUGAGAGGGCGGGGAGAGACUGCGCGUACACGGAGGCUCCGCUGAAGGAGGAGAUAAACCGGUGGGCGAACAACAAAAAAAUGAAGCUUUUGGGAAACGACAGAGAAAUAAUAGCAGAGUCCAUCACGACAGCGCACGACAGAAGCAAAAUCAACGAGGCAGCAGUUCCGGAGAUGGAGAAGAGCAGGCCCGUGUGCUACGUAUAUAAUGACGCCCUGAGAAACGUGGAGGAGAGGCACAGGAGGGGAUUGGGCGUGUACCUGUACGCAGGAGACGCGGAGAUGCUGAGAAAGGCAUUUAUGCAGACGGGGAAAAACUUCCGCAUAAUUCGAGAGAAGUACCUCCCGUGGCACUCGCACAAGGAAAUAGUGCGGAUAUACUACAGGCUCAAGUACGAGCUCAGGCUGAAGGGGUGCAUAGCAGUAGCUGCUGACCCCAGAAGGAUGCCGGAUAAGGAGGUCCUGGAGGUGGUCGCGAGAGACUGGACAGAGCAGGACAGAGAGAUCUUCUGCAACCUGCACAGUGAACUCGGGAAGAAGUGGAAGGAGUAUCUGAAGUACUUGAAGGGGAAGACGGAGAAUGACCUCAAGAUAUUCUACAGGUACUACAAGAAGUACGUGGCCAGGAAGAAGGAGGAGAAGAAGGAGAAGGAGGAGAAGAAGGACGAGGGAAUUGGCCAGUGGAAGGUCCAUGAGAGGCAGACAUUUGCGCUCCUCUUCCCGCAUAUAGGGAAGAAUUGGGGCGUACUCGCGAACUAUAUUGUGACGAAGACAGCGAAUGAGAUAAGGAGCUACCACAGAGUGUACUACAAGAACCUGCGCGCAGGGGAGCGAGUGCUGGAGAUAUACUUGAAGGACAUCGGAGACAGAAAGAUACGCACAGAUCCGCUCCCCCUGCAGGAGCUCGCAGGGCACAAGCAGAAGCACUGCAGAUAUGCCGGAGUGCUCUUUUCGGGGAGAUGCAACGGCGCAUUGUAG